CUCCCCACCCACCGCGGCAGCAGCAGGUGCUUGUUGCUGGAGUUGCCUCUAGUUGCUGGUCUCAACACCGAGGUCGGAAGGGCAAGUUCCGAGACAUGCUUGAGGAGAUUUUUUGAGAAUGGGGCAAGCAGAGGAAUGAUUUGGGGUGUCUCACAGUUAUCUCACAGUUUACUCCACUGUGGGUGCAGUCACGUCGAUGUAAUGGGAGCAUUGGGACCGGGCUCCACGAGUCUAUUCCAUCACGAGGAAAGUCGGAGUGGGGCGACUGAUUCCACGCCGAUGCCUGGGUUGGUACGAUCGCCCGCCAUUCGAGACAAGGCACUGCUCUGGCACCUUACGGUCGCCAUCCCCCUUCGCUGUGUUUGUGUGUGAGAGAGAGAGAGAGAGAGAGAGAGUGUGGGUUUGGGUUGCUCUUCGUUGUGCUUCUGGCCUGGGGAACUACUUGGCGGUUGACUGAAACAGAGAACGAUAGAUUUGGAGCAAACAGGACGGGGUUAGAGCGCAUGGUCGCAUAAGUGGAGACCUAAUCCUUUCAAUCUUGAAAAGGAUUUAAUCUCCGACAGGGCAACAUGGGGAAAGGAGGUAGAGCAUUAGAGGUAGUGGAGAGGGUAAGCAAAGUGGAGAGAGCGCCGUCCAGCAAACCACCCUUCACACUCGGUGACUUGAAGAGGGCUAUCCCUCCCCGCUGUUUCAAGAGAUCAAUCCCGAGGUCAUUCUCAUAUUUGAUCUUAGACCUUGCCAACAUCAGCCUCGCCGUUUACUCCACCAAAUUCUUCGUCUACGAUGGGCUGCUGAAUUGGACCAUGUGGACGGCCUACUGGGUAGUCACGGGCUGUGUCGCAACCGGCGUCUGGGUCAUCGCUCACGAGUGUGGCCACCACGCAUUCAGCGACUACCAGUGGCUGGACGACACCGUAGGGCUUGUUUUCCACUCGCUCCUCCUGGUGCCAUACUUCUCGUGGAAAUACUCCCACCGCAGGCACCACUCCAACACCGGAAGUGUGGAGAAAGACGAGGUCUUUGUGCCCAAGGUGAAGGAGGAGUUCGGCGGGAUCGGCAGAUACCUCCAACACCCUCCCGGCAGACUGAUCCAGAUCAUCGUCACGCUCACCAUGGGGUGGCCAUUGUACCUGAUCUGGAACGUCUCCGGGAGGAAGUACGACCGCCCAGCCUCCCACUUCAACACACACAGCCCCAUCUUUGCAGACAGGGAGCGCUUCUUCGUCUUCAUCAGCGACCUCGCCCUCCUCGCAGUCGCAAGCCUUCUCUACAAGCUCUACUCCGCCAUGGGGCUGGCGUACCUGGUCAACAUGUACGCCAUCCCUCUGCUCAUCGUCAACGGCUUCCUGGUCCUCAUCACUUACCUGCAACACACGCACGCAUCUCUCCCGCACUACGACUCCCGUGAGUGGGACUGGCUCCGAGGGGCGCUCGCCACCAUGGACCGAGACUACGGCAUCCUCAACCAUGUCAUGCACCGCAUCACCGACACUCACGUUGCGCACCAUCUCUUCUCCACCAUGCCGCACUACCAUGCCGCCGAGGCCACCAAGGCCAUCAAGCCCAUUCUCGGCAACUACUACCAUAUGGACAAAACUCCUGUGCCCCUUGCACUGUGGCGAGAGUUUCGAGAGUGUGUGUAUGUAGAAUCUGAGAACCAGGACGGCGUUCUCUGGUACAACAACCAGGUGCAGUGACCGAACCUUUUCACCGACACUUCAUUUGUCGGUACCUAGGUCAACCCUGAAGCUUCAAAGAAGCUUCUCCAUUUCACCGCUUGUCGGUAAGCUGGGUCGAUGCUUCCGAAGCUACUUCUGCCUUUGAAGAUAAUAGACAUAGAAUGUAAUUUUUGAUCCACCUUUGGAUUUAUUGAUGCGAGUGAGGAGCAAAUGAGCUUUGUCUCGACUUUUGAAAGAUUCGGACAGUUUUGACUUCAGAAUUCAUCUAUACAACCUCAAUUAAUGUCAAUAUUGACAGUGGAGACUGGAAUCCAAGUCUGGUUCUGAAAUUUAGUAAGAAAGAAAGAGGGUACUAUAGGGCGUUUGUUUAGGUUAACUCGCCGGUUCCACAAAAUAUUUUUUCUAAUUGUUUUCAAUAUUAAUGUUUGGUUUUUUAAAAAAUU
Messenger RNA from Physcomitrium patens, 2122 nucleotides. Its product is annotated as delta(12)-acyl-lipid-desaturase. The record is from RefSeq and is a predicted model, not a curated record. Gene Ontology annotation, biological process: lipid metabolic process. NCBI's taxonomy places the organism in Eukaryota, Viridiplantae, Streptophyta, Bryopsida, Funariales, Funariaceae. Gene Ontology annotation, molecular function: oxidoreductase activity.